Molecule: messenger RNA, 606 nt
Organism: Lasiodiplodia theobromae
Lineage: Eukaryota; Fungi; Ascomycota; Dothideomycetes; Botryosphaeriales; Botryosphaeriaceae
Exons: 1
Coding region: 1-606 (201 amino acids)
Source: RefSeq, a predicted model, not a curated record
AUGCCCUCCGACAAGCAGAACGCCGAGUUCCUGUUCUCCAUGCUCAAGCAGCUCGACGUAAAGCACAUCGAGUGGAAGCGCAUCGCCGAGGAGCACGGCAUCACCAAUGGCCACGCCGCCCGCAUGCGCUGGUGCCGCUACCGCGAUGCUAGGGAGGGCGUUAAGCCCAAUGCCCGCAAGAAUAAACGCGGUCGUGAUUCCGUCUCCUCGGACGAAGAUAGUGACGAUGCCAGGGCUCGUGCCAAGGCCACUGACAAGGGAAGCGGAAAGAGGAAGAGGCCGAGGGGCGUCGAUGUCGAAGGCGCGGAUGAAAAGAGUGAUGACGAGGAGUUCGUGGUGAAGAAGGAAGAGAGUGAUAGGCCGAAGAAGAGGGCGAGGAUCGAGGAGCCAGUCAAGAAGGAGCCGCCCGAAGCUGACGAAGAUUCUGAUAUGCUAAUCGGACGGAUGAAAAAUGUAAAGGUCAAGACGGAGGUGAAGGCGGAGAAAGUCAAAGACGGCAAGAACGAAGUCAAGACGCAGGUGAAGGCAGAGGAGGUCAAGGACGAACGGAAGGAAAACCGCACGCUCUAUGAUAUCCCGACCGUGAAGAAGGAAAAGGAAACUUGA